Molecule: messenger RNA, 1161 nt
Organism: Ostertagia ostertagi
Lineage: Eukaryota; Metazoa; Nematoda; Chromadorea; Rhabditida; Trichostrongylidae
Source: the annotation of a GenBank genome assembly
AUGACGUUGAAUGACGAGAGCAGUACCCAUAGGAAAAACGUCAAUUCGGUUGCUCGCGACCGGAUUUGGCAACUCGAUAAUCACCUACGACAGCUGCACACCGACCUCUACGCGCGCAUACACUCAAAAGAUUUAUCGCGGCAGUUUUUCACAACAAAUUCAGUCAGUUGCCAAGAAUGGCUGUCACGAACCUAUCCAUUCGCAAUGAUUGUCGCAUAUCACAACGGCUAUUACGCACAAGUUAUCCGCUUCGGUACAUCCGCACUAGCUGAUCUUGAAAAGAAGCAACUGAAAGCAGAAAGUGGACUAGCUGAAGGUGAAGCACCUCCACCAGUGUCUGGCCAGUCCAUGGCAAUUUUGUGCUGGAUGGCAAGAGCUAUGGCUGAGUUGGGUGUGGAGCAAGCUGUUCACGGUUUAUCGGCAUGGACUCGACGCGUCUACCACACCGAAAUGCCAUUUUUAGCUGCUAUAGCCGAGAUCGCGGCUGCGAGGUAUGAACGAUCUCUGGUUCUACUUCGGCAGUGCAUUGAAGACGAGACUCUGUCAGAAACCUUUCGAGGAAUGCUCAGAGAUAUUUUGUCCAGCGAAUUUUCGCUUUGGAACGAGGCUGAGAAGUUAGAAGGACAAACGCCGACAGGAAUGGAUGCGGAGACGUUUGCGAGGUUGAAACAGUUGUCCAUGUUUGGAAAGGUGGAGGCGGCUGAACCAUCGCCCGGAGUUUUGUGGAACGUGUGGAUGCAAGCCAUCCCUGGAUGUGUUCUGCGCAAGAUGGGCAGAAAGGGCCAGCUCGACUCUGAAGUUAAUGCGGCGGUUCUAUCAGACUUAGCGGCGUCGUUCCUUGUAGAAAACGGUGAAACGUACGAUGCUGGCUCAAGCCCGGCCCAUUUGCAUUUGCCAUUGGCUAAGUUGGCUAGAAAGACAGGCAAUCCGAUGUUAGCCGGUGUUCAUCUUCACAAGGCCAGCAACAAUCCAGUGCUUAUCAACAACAGUCCAGUACUGAACAGCUUGAAGGUGUUGCCAGUACAAGGAACAAAAAGAUGUGGGAGAUUGCCUCGCCGGAACAACGUGCCCGAAGUUUUCGUUACUGUAUUUGCGACACUUCAAGGCGGUUAUGAGAUGAUGUGCCACUCGUAUCAAGUUCUCGCUGCCAACGUGAAUAUG